Molecule: messenger RNA, 822 nt
Organism: Alnus glutinosa
Lineage: Eukaryota; Viridiplantae; Streptophyta; Magnoliopsida; Fagales; Betulaceae
Product: F-box/kelch-repeat protein At3g06240-like
Exons: 1
Coding region: 1-822 (273 amino acids)
Source: RefSeq, a predicted model, not a curated record
AUGGAACCUGCAACUAAAGAAACAAAGAUUGUCCUUAACCUGUCCCGCUACUUCAUCGGAGUUGAAUGUAUCGAAUUUGGUUUUGAUGCCAAAACUAAUGACUACAAGAUAAUCAAACUUCUUUAUCCCUUUCACGUCUUUAACUCAAUCUCAAGUGAAAUCCAAAGUGAGGUAUAUACCUUAAGUGCCGAUUCUUGGAGACGAGGCGAUAGCCCCAUGUGUUGUGCUUUAAAUCCUUAUAUCUGUGGCUUGAACACAUACGUCAAUGGGAUGGCUUCUUGGGACGCACGUGUUGAUGAUUGGAAGGGUGUUUUGUCAUUUGACAUGAGCAAUGAGGUAUUCCUAAAAACAUGGCUGCCAGAUGUUUUGAUGGUUGAUGGUUUGAAUAGUGAGAGAGACUUUUUCUUGUUGAAUGAAUCUAUUGCUAUGGCAGUUACUAUCCUGGUUGGAGAUGGACCAAAUGGUGACUGGGACGCCCACAUGUGGGAGAGUUUCUUUGAUAUAUGGUUGUUGCUUGAAGUUGGUGUUAAGGACUCCUGGACUAAGCUUUUCACUAUUGGACCGUUUAAAGAAAUUGAACGACCAUUAGGAUUCUGGAAGAAUGAAACUAUGUUCUUGGUAAAAGAUGACGAACAGCUGGUCUUGUAUGACCCCUUGACCAAAGAAAUGAGUAAUUUGCUAAUUGGUUAUGGAGUAACAGGCUGGACAAAAUUGGUUACUUACAUGGAGACCCUAGUUUCUAUCAAGCAUUUGAAGAGCAGGACAGAUGUUGACAAUGACCAUCUCUAUAUUUCAGUUACAAGUGUGUUUCAAGCAGCAUAG